Molecule: messenger RNA, 1341 nt
Organism: Pelagomonas calceolata
Lineage: Eukaryota; Pelagophyceae; Pelagomonadales; Pelagomonadaceae
Source: the annotation of a GenBank genome assembly
AAAGCAAUGAUUCGGCAAGGAAGUCGCGCAGCCGCGCACGCAGCGCGCUGCUUCAGCGCCGCCGGUGCGGGCGGCAAACUAGGGCUCGAAGGCCUCGCUAACAAGGUAAAUUACCGCUGUCCCAUGUGAAACUAUGCGCAAAAACGCAUCGAUGCAACACAGGUCGACCUCAGCCAGUCGCGCGUCCUCAUCCGGUUAGAUUUAAAUGUACCUUUAUCAAAAGACGACGGCGUGACCAUCACGGACGACACGCGGUUGAGGGCCGUCGUGCCCACCAUGAAUUUUCUGAAGGAGCAGGGCGCGUCGGUCGUCGUGGCCACGCAUAUCGGCCGACCUAAAGGAGAACCCGAUCCGAAGUUCUCCGUCUCGCCCGUCGUUGGAAGACUUUCGGAGCUACUUGACACCGAUGUGAUAAAAGCGGACGACUGCGUCGGCGACGACGUGAAGAAAAUGUGCGACGGCAUGCCCAAGGGCGGUGUCGUCCUCCUGGAGAACGUGCGCUUCCACAAGGGCGAGACCAAAAACCACGAGGACUUUGCCAAAGCCCUGGCGACGUCGUCGGGCGCCAAUGCCUACGUGAACGACGCGUUUGGCACCGCGCAUCGGGCCCACGCGUCGACUGAAGGUGUCGUAAAACAUAUUGAUGGUCCCGCUGCCGGCGGUGUGUUGAUGGAGAAGGAGCUCGUCUACAUCAAGGGCGCUAUUGAUGCUCCUAAACGACCGUUGACGGCGAUUCUGGGCGGCGCGAAAGUCUCGACGAAAAUCCCGGUCAUCGAGUCCAUGCUCGACAAGUGCGAUAAUGUAUUAGUUGGGGGCGGCAUGAUCUUCACUUUUUAUAAAGCUCAGGGCCAUUCUGUCGGCGGGUCGUUGAUCGAAGAGGACUACAUAGAUAUGGCUCGGGAUCUGUUAGCGAAGGCCGAGGCCAAGGGCGUGAAGUUCUUGCUGCCGAAGGACGUGGUCGUGGCGGACAAGUUCGCCGCCGACGCGGCGUUCAAGAAUGUCGGCGUCGACGGCAUCCCGGACGGCUGGCUCGGGCUCGACGUCGGGCCGGAGUCGGCCAAGGAGUUUUCGGAUGUUGUUUCUGCAUCAAAAACCGUGGUCUGGAACGGGCCCAUGGGCGUGUUUGAGUUCGACAACUUUGCCAAAGGUACUUUUGCGGUGGCCGACGCGCUUGGCAGUCUGGACGGGAUCACGAUUAUUGGAGGGGGGGAUAGUGUGGCGGCGGUGGAGAAGGCCGGUCUGGCGUCGAAGAUGUCUCAUAUUAGUACGGGUGGCGGCGCGUCCCUCGAGUUGCUGGAGGGCAAGGUGCUGCCGGGCGUGGCCGCGCUCGACGACGCGUGA